This is a messenger RNA of Cooperia oncophora, 519 nucleotides long. The record is from the annotation of a GenBank genome assembly. Lineage: Eukaryota; Metazoa; Nematoda; Chromadorea; Rhabditida; Trichostrongylidae.
AUGGAGAAAAGGGCACGUCAAAUCAGCAGACGGCGAAGUAAAGGACGAGAUGAUUCAGCAAAGUGGAACAGAAAGGCUGAUGAAAAACACCUUAUGAUAACAGACGUCCCGGCAACGCUAUUAGGAAGAGAGGCGAUCAUUGAGCGAUUUAAGCGAUUUGUUUCGCCUGUAGACUGCUCCACAGAAUUUCUACAAUCUCAUCAAUUCCAUACAGCAGGCCCACAGUUCACCCAGUCAGCUGAUAUCUAUAAAGACGAUCCCAGCGAUUCACGGUCACUAAAUGUAGGAGUCGGUACCGAACGAGCUGAUCAUUUUGUGGAGACAAUAAUUGAUGGCCUAUCCGGCGGAGAACGGUACAACUUUACCGUACGUGCUGUGACUGAAGCCGGUACAGGAGAAUUGCCGGCUACACCGCUUGAACCUGUGAAGAUGCCAAUCCAAGACCGACUUAAAAGAGAUCGACUUAAAUUGCGUACAAGCCAAGCUCGAUUUCACACUGUUUCCUCACAAAUUCCAUAA